Messenger RNA from Magnolia sinica, 1146 nucleotides. Its product is annotated as phytosulfokine receptor 1-like. Gene Ontology annotation, molecular function: protein binding. The record is from RefSeq and is a predicted model, not a curated record. The transcript has 2 exons. NCBI's taxonomy places the organism in Eukaryota, Viridiplantae, Streptophyta, Magnoliopsida, Magnoliales, Magnoliaceae. Bases 1 to 1146 code for a protein of 381 amino acids.
AUGGUAGCACUGUCCACUUGUGAAGCUGAGUAUGUAGCUGCUUCGUCCACUGUAUGUAAGGCGAUAUGGCUAAAGAAUAUACUAAAGGAGCUGAAGCACCGGCAGGAAGAAUGUACUGUCAUAUACGUGGACAACAAGUUGGCAAUUGAGCUUGCCAAAAAUUCAGUGCAACAUGGAAGGAGCAAGCACAUUGAUACAAGUCUUUUGGAGAUGGGUUUCGGAGAUUCUUUCCUGUUCUUCAUCUUCAUGUGGUUUUGCUUCCAAUGUCAGGUCUUGAAGUCUCAGAAUGUUAAUUGUAAUUCAAAGGACUUAAUAGCAUUGGAAGGUUUCUUGAAUGGUCUGGAUUCAAGGAUUGAUGGGUGGGCGCCCAAUUCUUCUUCUGUUUGCUGCAGUUGGGUUGGUGUUUAUUGCAAUGGAUCUUUUGGGGUUUUAGGCAGAAGAGUAAUUGGAUUGGAUCUUGGAAACAAAGGAUUGAAAGGAAAUGUUUUGAAAUCAUUGGCCGGUUUGGAUCAGCUGAAAUUCCUUAAUCUCUCUUCCAAUUCUCUCAAAGGUAAUGUAUCGUCAAAUUUAUUCCGUUUGAAACAAUUGCAAGUCCUCGAUUUGAGUUACAAUGACUUCUCCAGCCUGAUUCCGACAGACACCCAUUUACCAUCGAUCCUGGUUUUCAACGUUUCCGGCAAUUUAUUCACUGGCCACCAUCCCCUCCUUGUUGGGUCUUCAAAUUUACUGCAUUUUAUCAUUAGUGACAAUCAGUUUUCCGGUAAUACCAAUCCAGAUAUUUGCAACUCAUCAACCCAAAUUCAAGUUCUUCAAUUCUCAAUGAAUUCGUUCAGUGGAAUUUUCCCAGCAGGUUUUGGAAAUUGCAGCUCCCUACAGGAAGUCUCCCUCGAUUCAAAUAAUCUAACAGGAAAUUUGCCAGAUGAUUUGUUCAGAUUGUCGACGUUGAGGCAAUUAUUCCUUCAAGAGAAUGGUCUUUCUGGGCAGCUGAGCAACAGAAUCGGUAAUCUUUCUAACCUUGUUGAUUUGGAUCUCUCCAAAAAUCUGUUCUUCGGGAGUAUUCUAGAUGCUUUCAGUAAACUAAAAAAUCUGGAGUUUUUUCUACUGAUUCGAAUCGUUUCAGUGGCAAUUUGCCUGCUUCCUUGUUGA